AUGGCAGUCGGCGGAGCACCAGACGAAUGGACUGAUGUAUUUGACACGGAGAUCUGUGCAAUGCUCCAAGACGAAUGGACCUUGACUAAGGUCAAUGACCUUCCGGACAUCGACAAAGCCAGACACUCCGGGUGGAAACAGUUCACCGACAAAGCCAAGGUUCGGUUCGAGUGCAGCAACUGCAACAACACCUGGACCUCCAUAAAAGGGCGCGUCAUCUUCCACUACCGUUUGGAGCGACAAGGCCUAGGGUUGAAGAAAAAGGGUGAAGUGAGGAUGUUCCUACCCGGCCAGAAGUGCAGACCCUGCCAACAUGCUGUGACAACCUUUGAGCCUGCAGAGUGGUACAGGGAUGAGAUGGUUAAAGUCAUGCAAAAUCUCCGAAAGAAGAUCAUUGAAAAGUUUUACACCGACAAUCCUCAGCCAAGGUCAAGUUUGAAUGAAGGUCAAAGAAGGGCAAAUAUGAAAAGCAAUCAUGAGAUUUCACUUUGUGAAGCAUGUCAGAAGGGCAUUUGUAACAAGAUGGUUAGGGAUUAAAUACCAGCCUCUUUGAAUUGUGACCUUACAAAGUCAUACAGCACCUUUUACUACAUUUGCAAAGCUUGCAAAUAUAGACCAACAAUAUGAAAAAAAC
This is a messenger RNA of Branchiostoma belcheri (Belcher's lancelet), 634 nucleotides long. RefSeq names its product receptor-transporting protein 4-like. The record is from RefSeq and is a predicted model, not a curated record. Gene Ontology annotation, molecular function: olfactory receptor binding. The transcript is spliced from 2 exons. The coding region runs from base 1 to 537 and encodes 178 amino acids. Lineage: Eukaryota; Metazoa; Chordata; Leptocardii; Amphioxiformes; Branchiostomatidae. Gene Ontology annotation, biological process: protein insertion into membrane; protein targeting to membrane.